CCAGGACCUGAAGCUGGACCGGGGCCUGGAGCUGAGUCUUCUUUGUCCUCCUGCAAGUUGCUCACUUUGCACAGGGAGGUUCUGGUGAAUCAGGUGAAGAACACUCAGUGUCUUCUGGAUAAUUUAAAGCUCAAUGGAUUCUUCUGUAAUGAAGAUGUUGAGCUCAUUCAGCGUUCAGCUACUAAAACAGACCAGGUACGUAAAAUCCUGGAGUUUGUGCAGAGCAAAGGAGAAGAAGCUUCAGCAUAUUUUAUUUAUAUUCUUCAUGAGUUGUACGACGCCUACAUCGACCUUCGACCUUGGUUUAACUCCAUUAACUACCGACCUGCUGCGUGUGUGAUGGACCUUCCUGUGAUGAACACUGACCCCAUCAGCAGAUACAGCGAGAAGAUGAGGAACGAGCUUGGUAGAGACACUCGGUUCCUCACUUCCUACUCACAGAAGGAGGAAACUCUGCUGGAGGAAUUCUACACCGACACCCAGAUGGAGAUCCUGAAUGAGCGAGGAGAGAGCCUGGGCUUCCUGAGGAGUUUGGACGAGGUUCUGGGGGAGGAAGGUGUGUUCAACCAGCAGGCAGAGACCAUCUUAAUCACAGGAGACGCUGGAGUGGGAAAAUCCAUUCUUCUUCAGAAGCUCCAGAACCUGUGGUCCAAUCGAGCACUGAACACCAGAGUGAAGUUCUUCUUUAAAUUCCGAUGCAGGAUGUUCAGGACUUUCAAAGAGACAGACGAGAUCUCUUUAAAAGAUCUGAUCUUUAAACAUAACUGCUAUCCGGACGAAGACCCGGACGUGGAGGUUUUUAAAUACAUCCUACGGUUUCCAGACACCGUCCUCUUCACGUUUGAUGGGUUUGAUGAACUACAGAUGGACUUUGAUUUGGAGAACGUUCCAGAAGUGGUUUCUCCAGAGGAGAGGACUCACCCACUUCACGUUUUUAUGAACUUGCUUCAUGGAAAAAUGCUCAAAGGCUCUAGAAAGAUCUUGACAACUCGGACUGGCACUGAGAUCCAGAGCAGAGUCAUUCGAAAGAAGGUGUUUCUCAGAGGGUUCUCACCGGAACAUCUCAAGCAAUACCUGUCACAUCAUUUUCCCCUUCAGGAUCCCAGAGACAUGGUAUUGGUGCAGCUAGAGGCCAAUCCUCAUCUCUGUGGCCUCUGCUCCAUCCCGCUCUUCAGCUGGAUCAUCUUCAAGAGUUUUAAGCAUCUUCAGAGCAUGUAUGAUGACGUGGAGCUGCCAGAUUCAUGCAUCACCCUCACCAAUGUCUUCUUGUUGCUGGCCGAGGUGUUCCUGAGUCGGAUCAGCAGGGGUGCAGGAAUGCUCAAAAGGAGCACUCGCUGCACCUCAGACACCUUCAAAUCUGGACUGAAGAUGCUCUUGGCCUUUGCUAAACUUGCUCUGCUGGGUUUAGAGAACAACAGUUUCAUCUACAGCCAUGAGGAGUUUUCUUCCUGUGACUUGAGCAAAGAGGACGUACAGGUCGGAUUUCUGAGGCCUGUCGGUCACUAUGAUGCAUGUGGACGUUCUGCUACGUACGAGUUCCUCCAUUUGACUCUGCAGGCAUUUCUGGCCGCGUUCUGUCUAGUCCUGGAUUCUGAUGUGACUCCUGAUGGGAUCCUGAGGUUUUUUUCCAAGUGUGAAUACAAAAAACCGUCUCGUUUUACCUGCGUUUCCUGUUUGGGGACAUCAUCUUCUCUGAGAGACACAGAUCCCUUCCAAACCAACGAGCACUUUCAGUUCACAAACCUUUUCCUCUGUGGCCUGCUAUCGAAAUCCAAUGCUGUCCUCUUGGAGCACCUGGUUCCUCCAGUAAUCCUAAAAAAGAAGCGCAUGGCUCUGAAGUCCUACCUGACAUCCAGUGUGAAGAGCCACCUGAGCGGCCUGCCUCGUUACCCCAGCACCGACAUUAAGGGCAACAAAGUGCACGCGAUGCCCAACUUCCUCUGGAUGCUGCGCUGCAUAUUUGAGAUGCACAGCGAGGGCGUGGCGCGACUCACGGCCAGAGGAAUCUCGGCCGACUACAUCAAACUGGCGUACUGUAACAUCUCCUCGGCUGACUGUAGUGCCCUCAACUUUGUCCUCCAUCACCACAGGAAGUGUUUAGGAGUCGAUCUGGACAACAACAACAUCAGUGACUACGGAGUCAAACAGCUCACCCCAUCAUUCAGCAAGAUGACCGUCGUCAGGUUUUGUGUAAAUCAGCUCACUGACAGCAGCGUGGAAGUUUUGGCUCUUGAACUCAUCAAACAUAAAAUUGUAAAAGUUUUGGGACUUUAUAAGAAUUACAUCACUGAUGCUGGAGCUGAACUCGUGGCUCAGAUCAUCGAGGAAUGUCCUCACCUCCUCACCGUCAAACUCGGCUGUAAUCAGAUCACGUCUGUGGGAGCAAAGUUUCUGGCUCGAGCCAUUCAGAAGAGCAAAUCCAUCUUUGAUGUUGGAAUGUGGGGGAACAGUAUCGGGGACGAGGGGGCCGACGCUUUCGCUGAUGCUAUAAAGAACCACAAAAGUUUAACUAAUCUCAGUUUGUCGGUUAAUGGAAUCACGGCUGCUGGAGGAAGAAGUUUAGCAAAAGCGCUGAGACAGAAUUCCAGCCUGCACAUCUUCUGGUUGAUUCAGAAUCAUAUUUCAGAUGAUGCAGCAGAGGAACUCGCCUCCGCCUUUCAGAUAAACUCAUCACUCACACACCUGAUGUUAAUUGAUAAUCAGUUUUCUGUUGGUGGAGUUCAGCAUCUUGCUGAAGGUCUGAAACACAACAAAACCAUUAAAGAAGUGAAUCUGAAGGGGAACCUGGUCGGUGCUGAAGAAGAAUCUCAAUUCAGCGAUGAGAAACGACUCCGAUUCAGCUGAAUCACUUCCUGUUUCAUCACACUCAGCAGGUGUACAGGUGCGCCCCGCCUUGCCCCGCCCCAUCACCCCACAGUCCUGCUCAGCUGAUCCUUCACCUGGACUGGUCUGAAGAUGGGCGGAGUCGUGUGUCUGUUUUGGUGGCUGCAGGACCUGAUUUUUGUGGGUGACAUUUUAUUUGGUGUGUACAGAUAUUCUGCAUGUUUCUAUGGAAACAGGGCGGGACAGUGUGAUGUAGGAACUUCCUGUUUUAGAAAGCAUGUCAUGAAACUACAAUAAAGAUUUUAUUAACUGUGA
This is a messenger RNA of Trichomycterus rosablanca, 3138 nucleotides long. It is a transcript of the gene nod1, whose product is annotated as nucleotide-binding oligomerization domain containing 1. Gene Ontology annotation, molecular function: protein binding. The annotation marks the transcript as partial. The transcript has 11 exons. NCBI's taxonomy places the organism in Eukaryota, Metazoa, Chordata, Actinopteri, Siluriformes, Trichomycteridae. The record is from RefSeq and is a predicted model, not a curated record. Gene Ontology annotation, biological process: regulation of apoptotic process; intracellular signal transduction.